ACAAAUGCCAGGAGUCUCUGGAAAUGUUAUAUUUCUUUGAUUGUUAUACAUCACAACAUUCUUGUUUUCAUCUCUGUCCAAACUCAAAAGUUAUAUUAAAUAAAUAAUGGAGUAUGUGAGAAAUGCAGAGGAUAUUGAAAAAGUUGUGAAACACGCCAAGCUCGACAUUUCUGAAUUUCGACCAUUGACUCAGACACUGUACUUUGCCAGCAAAGAUUCUGAAUAUCGCAUAUUAGAGCUCAAUGAUUCGCUUUAUGACACGCUUGUCGUUAAAGGGGAAAACCUCAUAUUCAAAGGCGACCAUGAUGAGAAAGCUGUUAUUUGCACUUCAGAGGCCACUUACGACGUGAAAGCUGCUGAGACGUCAAACUCACUGCUACUAAUCCCUGGAUUGAAAUUUAGCGAUAAUAUGGAAUGCAAAGGUGAAAGAGAUAUAGAAGAAAAGCGCAUUGUAAAUAUAUUUAAUGAGUACCUAGAGGUCAAGAAGUGCAAACCAAGGGUUCAUAAACUAAAACAUCUUCUUGAGGCAAAUCCUUUCACUGGGUUGGAGGAAGAGACGUCAUUACGCUCAUCUUACUCGACCAAAGAAUUGCUCGAUUGUGUUCAAGCGAGCGAGGCUGAACUGUACGAAGCGCUUAGAGAAUUAGAUGCCUUCCAACUUGGAGGUAAAUGGCGCAUACUCGGAGUUGAAUAUCAUUUUAGGACGCUCAGCUAUCUUCUUAAUUUAAUCGAUGAAAACUCAUGGAGUACAGAUAUGAUCCCUAUCGGACAGACAAUUUCCAUGCUCAAAGAUCUUGUACCUAAGGUGAUCCUAGAUCACAUUCUUCAGGCUUAUCUUGUCCCUUCAGGAAUGACUGAUGAUGAAGGUGAUGAACUGUUUACACUGAAGCAAGACAAAACAUGCUGCUUCAUCGGUGAAUACCUCCUCCGACCUGUUCAGAAAUUUAAUUCUGAUGAUUUUAUGCAAGCAUGGGCUGAAUCUGUGCCUGAAGGGAUGAAUAUCGAUCUCAAACAGCUGGAGGGCAUCGCUUUGUUCAGGUCUGAUCAGCGUCCACCCGUAUUUACAUAUUUCCCUGAGUCUGAACUUCCAGAAAAUGAAGUCGAACGAUUUGAACGACUAUUUACAGAAAAGCCGAGCUGGAAUUACAAUGAAAUCGAGCCAUAUGUCAGGAAACUAGCAACUGAAAAACAAACUGUGAAUUCAUUAUUAACCAAGCAUACUCGAGUGAGCAACAUUAACGGUGUUAAAGUAUACAGCUCUCGUUAUAGAAAAUGAAAAUAUCAAGUUUCUUUGUGUCAAAUAUUUAUUGUAUAUUGUUGUACUAUAAAAUUAUAAUUAAA
Cimex lectularius (bed bug) is the source of this 1341-nucleotide messenger RNA. RefSeq names its product sister chromatid cohesion protein DCC1. The coding region runs from base 107 to 1276 and encodes 389 amino acids. Gene Ontology annotation, cellular component: Ctf18 RFC-like complex; chromosome, centromeric region; chromatin. Gene Ontology annotation, biological process: maintenance of mitotic sister chromatid cohesion; mitotic sister chromatid cohesion. The transcript has 5 exons. Lineage: Eukaryota; Metazoa; Arthropoda; Insecta; Hemiptera; Cimicidae. The record is from RefSeq and is a predicted model, not a curated record.